Sorex araneus (European shrew) is the source of this 1613-nucleotide messenger RNA. It is a transcript of the gene TRIM21, whose product is annotated as tripartite motif containing 21. Bases 94 to 1500 code for a protein of 468 amino acids. Gene Ontology annotation, biological process: protein ubiquitination. The record is from RefSeq and is a predicted model, not a curated record. The transcript is spliced from 7 exons. Lineage: Eukaryota; Metazoa; Chordata; Mammalia; Eulipotyphla; Soricidae. Gene Ontology annotation, molecular function: protein binding; zinc ion binding; ubiquitin-protein transferase activity.
GGAAAACGAAAGUGAAAUUGGCAGCCCUGUCAAUGUGGAGUGCCCCGAACUGGUCAACAGAGAUCUCCACUGUGCUAAUACGGUUAUUACCUGAUGGCUUCAGCAAUGCCUUUAGAAAAGAUGUGGGAGGAAGUCACGUGCGCCAUCUGUCUGGAUCCCAUGGUAGAGCCUGUGAGCAUUGAGUGUGGCCAUGGGUUUUGCCGGGAAUGCAUCAUGGAAGUGGGAAAAAUUGGAGGCGGAGUCUGUCCUGUGUGCCGACACAAGUUUCUGCUCAACAGUCUGCGGCCCAACCGACAACUAGCCAAUUUGAUAGACAACCUUAGACAAAUGGUCCAGGACAAGGAGGGUGCACAGUGGGAGAGGUGUGGGGUGCAUGGAGAGAAACUUCACCUUUUCUGUGAGAAGGAUGGCAAGGCCCUUUGCUGGGUAUGUUCCCAGUCCGGGAAACAUCGUGACCACCACAUGGUCCCAAUUGAGGAGGCUGCUCAGGAGUAUCAGGAGAAACUCCAGGCUGCAUUGGAGAAACUGAGAAAAGAACAGGUGUUGGCUGAGAAAUUGGAAACGGAUAUUGUCACGCAAAGAGCAGCCUGGAAGGAAAAGGUUGAGACACAGAAAAUAAAGAUUCAUGCAGAGUUUGUGAAACAGAAAAACUUACUGGAUGAAGAGGAGCAGAGGCAACUGCAGAAACUAGAGAAGGAUGAGAGGGAACAGCUGAGAAUCCUGGGGGAGACAGAGGCCGAGUUGGCCCAACAGAGCCAGGCCCUGCAGGAGCUGAUCGCAGAGCUGGAGCGGAGAAGUCGGGGCUCUGCCUUGGAACUGCUGUCGGAGGUGAAAAUUGUCCUGGAAAGGAGUGAGUCUUGGAACCUGAAGGAGCUGAACCUUACUUCCCUGCACUUGACGGACACGUGCCAUGUGCCGGGAUUAAAGAAGAUGCUGAGGAUGUACGGAGUAAAUGUCACUCUGGAUCCUCACACAGCCAAUCCAUGGCUCAUACUUUCAAAGAAUCAGAGACAAGUAAGGCUUGGAAAGACCCAGCAACAAGUGCCUGAAAAUAAGGAGAGAUUUGAUAGUUAUCCCAUGGUUUUGGGUGUCCAGCACUUUGACUCUGGGAAGUUUUACUGGGAAGUAGAUGUGACAGGAAAGGAUGCGUGGGACCUGGGAGUAUGUCGAGACUCCGUGCAGAGAAAGGGACAUAUUUGGCUCUGCCCCCAAAAUGGCUUCUGGACAAUUUGGUUAUGGGGCAAACAACAGUAUCAGGCUGGCACCUCUCCCCAGACUCCACUCCACCUUCAGGUGCCUCCAUGUCAGGUUGGAAUCUUCCUGGACUGUGAGGCCAGAACUGUGUCCUUCUACAAUAUCACUGACCAUGGCUCUCUCAUCUACACCUUCUCUGAAUGUGUCUUCAAUGGACCUCUGCGGCCCUUCUUCAAUACUGGUUUCAAUGACAACGGAAGAAAUGCAUCUCCUCUGACCCUCUGUCCCCUGAGGAUGGGAUUGUAGGAUCCACUGGACCACUUGAUACAAACUCAGUCAUUGAACUUGCCACAUUUUCCUGUGAAUUUGAACCAGCUCUGUCUUUACAGAGGUGUCAAGAAGAAUACCAACAAGGAAAC